Molecule: messenger RNA, 3585 nt
Organism: Triticum dicoccoides
Lineage: Eukaryota; Viridiplantae; Streptophyta; Magnoliopsida; Poales; Poaceae
Product: transportin MOS14-like
Exons: 21
Coding region: 114-3173 (1019 amino acids)
Biological process (GO): protein import into nucleus
Cellular component (GO): cytoplasm
Source: RefSeq, a predicted model, not a curated record
AUGCCGUGCGUGCUACUCGGCCCAGUCAAUCCCCUCUGUCCCCUCGCUUCCCCACCCGAAUCCAUCCAUCCACCCACGCACGCGCCCACCUCCCCGCCGCCGGAGCGGCAGCGAUGGACGUCGCCGAGUCACCGGACCUCCAGGCGCAGCUGGCCGCGGCCGUGCACGCACUUAAUCACGCCUCGCAUCCCUCCGCACGUCUAGCCGCCAACCAGUGGCUCGUCGGCCUGCAGCGUUCGCCGCAGGCGUGGGCGCUGGCGGUCUCGCUCCUCGCGUCCGCGGAUCAUCCGUCCCCUUCCGCCGAUCUACUCUUCUUCGCCGCCCAGAUGCUUCGCCGGAAGAUCCAGUCACCCGACUACUCGCUCCCGGACAACGCCGCGCAGCUCCUCGACGCGCUCCUUGUCGCGGCCCGCCGUUUCUGCCUUGCCCCUCCCCGGCUGCUCACGCAGAUCUGCCUGGCCCUCGCGGCGCUAGCGCUCCGUGCGGAGGGAGGGGUAGACGGGCUUUUCGCUCGAAUGCCGCACCUACCCGACCCCGCCUUGCUGGAGCUGCUCACCGUGCUCCCCGAGGAGGUGGCGCAGGAUGAGAGCGGCGACACGGGGGUCGACUCCGCCACGCGGUGCAGGUUCACGCGUGAGCUGCUCACGCACGCGCCCGCCGUGCUUGAGUUCCUGCUAGCGCAGUCUGAGAAGCCGGCCGCCGCGGACGGGGUGCCCCUCCACGAGCGCAACCAUAGAAUCCUGCGAUGCCUACUGAGCUGGGUUCGCGCGGGAUGCUUCUCGGGAGCGCCGGUGUCCGCCCUCGUCGCACACCCACUUCUGACGUUUGCGUUCAACUCCCUGCAGGCGUUCUUCUCGUUUGAAGUGGCCAUAGAGGUUAUGACCGAACUUGUCAGCCAGUAUCAAGAAUUACCGCAGGCAUUUCUAAGCAAGAUGCCAUACAUCAGAGAGGUUCUUCUUUUACCAGCUCUAGCCAACAGAAGUGAGAAGAUUAUUGCUGGUCUUACUAGUUUGAUGUGCGAAGUUGGUCAAGCAGCACCUGGUUUGGUUGCAGAAGGGAGUAAUGAAGCACUUUCUCUUUCAGAUGCACUUUUGAGAUGUGUAGCUUUUUCUAGUGAAGACUGGGAGAUCGCAGAAUCCACCUUGCAAUUUUGGUGCAGUUUGGCACAUUGUAUUCUUGGAAUCGAUGAGCAAACAUCCAAAAGGAAUGCCACACAAGAGUUGUUUCUCCCUGUUUUUUCUUCACUGCUAGAUGCUCUUCUUUUUCGUGCUCAGAUUAUUGAUAUCGAUGAGCAUUGCACUGGCCGAGCAUCUUCCAUACCUGAUGGACUAGUACAGUUCAGGCUGAACCUGGAGGAGCUUCUUGUUGAUAUUUGUUUGCUUCUAGGUGCUCCUGCAUACAUUAAUAAGCUUCUUUCUAGCGGAUGGGGACUGGCUAGCCAAUCAAUACCUUGGAAAGAGGUAGAAGUUAGAAUGUACGCACUUAGUAUGGUUGCUGACACAAUUUUACAAGAUGGAAGCCCCUUCGAUUUUUCAGUUGUAAUGCACUUCGUGAACAUUCUGUCCAGCAGAACACCUGCUGAACUGAAUGGAUGCCAGUUCUUGGUAUACAAAUCGUUUGGUGAUGUCAUUGGUUCUUAUUCAAAGUGGUUAUCAUCUUCCAAAAGUAAUAUUAAGCCAUUACUCCUAUUCUGCGCUUCAGGGAUUUCAAAAUCCAUAUCAUCAAACUCUUGCUCUGUAGCUUUACGUAAACUUUGUGAGGAUGCUUCGUCAUUCAUCCACGAGCCUCCGAUUCUAGACAUUCUUUUCUGGAUUAGUGAGGGUAUGGGCGAGGGGAACCUGCGGAUAGAGGAUGAGGAAGAGAUCAUUAGUGCAAUUACACAUGCUCUAUGUUCUAUUCUCGACAAAGAAUUGAGGAAAACUUCACUGGCCAGACUACUUUGUUCAAGCUACUCAGCAGUUGAAAAGAUUAUUGACAUAGACAGAGAUGAAUUGCUAAGGCAAAAUUCUUGUGCUUACGCACAAGCCUUGAACAUCGCAGUUCGUGGACUUCACAGAACGGGUGCAUUGUUCAGUCAUUUGGCGAUGUCAAUUACAUCUGGUCUAAUUGAUGAUGAUACGAUUUCGGUUCUUUUCGGUAUAUUCUGGCCACUCCUUGAAAAACUUUCGCAGUCAUCUCAUAUGGAGAACACUAGUUUAUCUACUGCUGCUUGUCGUUCUCUUUCUUCGGCCAUACAUUCUUGUGGACAACAUUUCCAAAUUUUAUUACCUAAAAUUCUUGAAUGCUUAUCUAUGAAUUUCUUGCUGUAUCAAAGGCAUGACUGCUUCUUAAGAACAGCUGCCAACAUGAUUGAAGAAUUUGGCCACAAGGAAGAAUACAGUGUUGUAUGUGUCAGAACUAUUGAAACGUUUAGCUCUGCAGCUUCACUAUCAAAUUUGAAUUCUUCUUACACAUGUGAUCAAGAACCCGAUCUAAUUGAAGCCUAUGCAAACUUCACAUCUGCAUUUAUCCGCUGCUGUCCAAAGGAAGCUAUUGUCGCAUCUCGCUCGCUGCUUGAGCUGUCAUUUCAAAAGGCAGCUAUAUGCUCUACAGCAAUGCACCGAGGAGCAGCACUUGCAGCAAUUUCAUAUAUGUCAUGUUUUUUUGAUGCUAGCCUUACUGAUGUGCUGGAAUCUCCAGAAUGCCCCUCUGAUGAAUCACGUGGUGCGGUGCUGGUUCAAAUUUUGGCACGCUGUGGUGAAGGUCUUAUGUCUAACGUAUUUUAUGCUCUACUUGGUGUAUCAGCCUUGUCAAGGGUACAUAAAUCUGCAACAAUGCUGCAGCAGUUGGCGGCAUUGUGUAGCCUCUGUGAGAGAACAAUGUGGAAGGGGAUACUUUGUUGGGAUUCCCUUUGUGGGUGGCUGCAGACAACGGUGAGUUCUUUGUCCUCACAGUACCUAAGGCAAGGGGAAGCCGAGAUGAUAAUUCCAUUAUGGCUCAAGGUGCUUCAGGAUGCCGCCUCGGACUAUCUUCACAGCAGGACUGGCGACAAUUGCAGAAACCAUCCUGGUUACAUGCAAGGAAAAGGUGGAAGAACCCUUAAACGCGUAAUUCGAGAUUUUGCAGAAAGCCAUCGAAAUGUUCCCACCCCCUAUAUUGAUAGCAGGUGGAGCUGCCAUCAACAGUUAAGUUAAAUUUGUUGAAGUUUGAAUGGUAACCGUUUGGAAUAGCUUCCAUGAGAUAAAGAAGGUCCUUGCUUUGAUGUGGAAUGCAACAGCUCGCUUUGGUGGCACAGUACAGAAUGUUGAUCCCUAGGUUUUGUCUCUGUAUUAUCCUUCUAUUAACUUUAAGGAUGAUAUGUGUUAUUCAGAUGUGAUGACUGGGUUAGGAGCUCUGACCUGCGUUCUAUACCAAUGUAGUGAAGUAUGAGAGGUCAAUCAAGAAUGGUCGUCCCGUUGACCGUUCUUUAAGUUUCAGAAAAUAAAAAAGCAAUCCAUAGCCUCAUGCAACCUAGUGCUGAUGAGCAGCUACGGCAACAAUUAUGAUGAGAAGUUUGAAACAAGAAAGUGAAGAAGGUAUAUGUGAUAGUUGUGCAUAUUAUUCUUU